GCUCAGUGGCUAAGUGCCCCUGGGUUCAAUUCAAGCCCUGGUUUCAAAAGAAAAGAAAAAAAAAUGGCAAAGUAGUGACUUCUAGGAGUGACAGCACUUCUUUCACUGUGAUUAGACACCUCUCCUCUCCUCCACCCACCACUGAAGGGGAGCCCAGGAGCCUGUCUUUCCAUCUCCAGGAUGGGGUGCUCUGUCUGGGGUCCACCGUGGGGAGGGAUCCAGGAGCCACUGGAGAACUGGCCUUUUGGCCUCUUUGUGAAUCCUCUUGGCACAGCCUUUGAACCUGAGUAGUGCACUGUGCACGUGGGGUGAAGCAGGGAAGGAUGUUGUUCCCUGGGUGGGGACAGUCACAGCCAAGCCUCAUCCCCUUGACCCAGUGCAGUGGGGCUGUGAGCCCUCUGGCUGGGUAUUCCAAGGUGUCUGCUGGCCCACUGCCAGGGCCUCGGGAGCUCCUCCGCCCAGUGAGAGGGUGCAUUUGGAGACAGACAGCACCGCCCACCUCCCUGUGCUUAUUUCCUUUCUAAGGCUGGUGGGUGUCCUGGUUGUGGGGAGCUGGGGCAAAAGGAGAGGGCAGCUUCUGGUCAUGGCUGGUGAGGCUCACUCCCUGGUAGUCCCCUAGGAGCCCUCCUCAGGACUCUGGCCCUCUGCCCUGAGCCUGUUUCUAGGCCAGUGGGUCAGUGCAGGCCACUUGCCUCUGAGUGCUUGGCGUCACAGGGAAGCUUCAUUGGAACCCCUAAUCAGCAGGCUGCAGAAAUGCCUACUGCCCCUGGCAGUGCAGGAAUAAAGGGUAUCUACCCUUUAGUGACUUAGAGGCAUGAAUGUCCUAUAAACCCUGUGCAGCUGGAAAGAGACAGAGCCCGGCUUUGGUGCCUGAUCUGUGAUGUGAAGGGAGAGAAGGCAGAGGGUUGGAAAGGCCUGCUGUCCCACAGGUGGAAGGAAGGCUUCUGCCAAGCAGGCCCGGAUGUGGACACAGGUGGAACUGAGGAGGGCAGUGGGCCAGCGUCCUGGGUUCACUUUCCUGUUUCACUGAGACCGUCCACACAUGGGCUUUCUAGGCCUGGGUUUUCUCGGUUUGAAAACGAAUCCAAAGUGACCUAGUGAGCUGUGUUUGUGGCUAAAGUGUCAUCGUGACUGCCUUCACCCUUUUCACCGAGCUCUGGAUGCGUAGAGGAGGGGCCAGAAUGCAGCAAUGGCCCUUGGCAAGAGAGCUGAGGACUCCGUUCCUCGUGAUAGGCCCCAGGCAGGAGGCACUGCCUGUGGACCCUGCGUGUGUAAGUGUGAGCUGUUUGGAACUCUCACGCCUAACUGCCGUCUCUGCCGUGGGUAAAUGUGGACGGUGUCGGGUUCCUUCAGUGGUCUGCGGUGCUUACAGAAGUCCCCGGGCUGGGUCUCCUCCUCCGGGUUCCAGGAUCCUGCCUUGACAAUUCUUGUCCAUUAGGUCAGGCUCCUCCAUCACCCCUCUGGAGUCCCUCAGCUAGAUCGGUGACUCUGGAACCCUCCGUCAGGGCCAGGUCAUCACGCCCACAGGGUUCUCCUCUGGGGGCUCACUGCCCUCCUGGGGUCUCCUCUGCAAUGCCAUCGCCCUGCCAGAAGUCGCCCCCUCAGGUCUCCACCCCUCUGCAGUCUCCAGUUGGGUCAUCCCUCUCAGGAGCCCCGCCGUCCCUGUCAUCGCAUCGCUUUUCCGUCAGUCUUGUUUCUCUCCUAGGGGUCCUUUCAUUCUGAAGACACCUGGACUUUUUGUUUGUCUGUUUUAGUCGUAGUUGGACACCAUACCUUGAUUUAUUUCCAUGUGCUGCUGAGGAUCGGACCCAGGGCCUCACACAUGCGAGGCGGACGCUCUACCACUGAGCUCCAGCCCAGCCCCCUGAAUAGUUUUUAUUCCCAGGAGUUCUUUGGCCCUUGGUGCUGUUUUAAACAGGUUUCCAUCCCCUCUCCUGGUGAUGACUGCUCUUUAUCCAUCAUUUGCCAGACGUCGUGGUCCUGGUCUCCCAAGCAUUUGCCAUGGCUUCCAACUUCUGCAGGCUGCUGCCUCUCAGCCUCCAAAUAGGCCUCAUUCCUUCUGGGGGAGCAGGUGUGGUGGGGCUCGACUGUACUCCAGCCAGGCGUGUGCUGGGGGCUCUGCUGGGAGGUGCUCUCUGCUCUCAGGAGUCCAGCAUCUUUCCUCCCAGGCUGGACAUCUUAUCUCCUGCCAAGAGGGCCCCAGUGCUCUGGGGUCAGGGGUGAGUAGGUCCUGAGCCUCCUUGGCCUUUGCCCACGUGGCUCUGUGCAGCAGGUCAGAUCCCGCUUGGAUCAGCACCCUGGCUCUGCGGUUCUCCCUCCAGCUGCUCUCUGAGCCCUGUUCUGGGCCUCCUGCAUUUCUUCUUCUCUUGUCCCUUACUCUGUGGGCAGAUCUUCGAGAGUCUGGCGCUCAGCCUGCAUCCCUCCCCUUUCCUACAAGGAUUUCUAACUUACGGGAGCUGUAGCUCUGUGUGCUGCCUCUAAACCAUCCCGAGAGCCGCCCAGUGUCUCCUUGUGUGAGAGCGAGCUGUGAAGCAUCUCCAUGGCUGGGCAGUGUCCCAUCCUGUGGUUGUACCAUAAUCCUCACAGCGACCACCUAGCAUUUCUCCACUUGAGCUACUGUGGGUGGCCCAGGUGGCUUCGCAGCAUCCAUUAGUGUCCUUGGAGAGAAUCCUGCCUGGGAGUGGGUAACCAGGAGUUGGAUGCUGGGAUCAAAACAAGAAAUCCCAGGGCUUCUUUCUUUAAUCAGUCUGGAGAAGGACCCGGAGUGCCCUCUUCCAUGUGUUUAGCUGCCCCCACCUGCACACAGGCGAGCUCUGUGGCAGCUGCUGGCUGGCAGCGCCCCCUAGUGGUUCCCUGUUUCAGGACGGCUCCGCGCCUGAGCUGGGCUAGGCAUCUUGUCACAGUGGGGCAGACCGCUACAGGAAGUAGAGGGGCAGAGGUGGGGCAGGCCUGUGGUUCCAGGGGUGUAGGAGGCCGGGCAGGAGAGUCACAAGUUCAAGGCAGCCUGGGCAACUUAGACCCUAGGCAACUUAGCAAGAGACUGGGGAUGUAGUUCAGGGGCAGAGGCCCUGGGUUCAAUUCCUGAUACCAAAAAAAAAAAAAAGAUUGUGGAGAGAAGGGCGUGGAAACUUACAGAACUGUAGGCUGUGCUCGCCCUCCAGGCGGCAUAGCCAGUGCUCCAGGAGCUAGACCCCAAGGACAGACUUCAGGGACCCGCAUUGGAGGGAGGAGGAAAAGUAGGCAGCCCUGAGGGACAGUGGGCAGGUGGGCCCCUCUUCCCCUUGCUGUUGGGGGCUGAGGUGGCCGUGUGUUUGGGUUUGAGGCAGGGCCUUGCCACAGUGAUGAAGUGGCCUUGAACUCACAACCCUCCUACCUCCGUCUCCCGAGCCACUAGGAUCACAGAUAUGGGCCACUGUGCCUGCCUGUCCUUCCUUCUUCUUGAGAGAGGAGAGGAGGAGAGGCCUCCGGGGAUGAGGAGACACAGGUGCCAUGCGCUCUGUCCCGUGGAGGGCAUGGUCCCUCCAGGUAGGGAAUGGCUCCUGUGGCCGUGUGCUGUGGUUCCCACAGCUCCCUUCCUCUUUGUCCCACCCGCCGUGGCCACCCCCUGGGCCUCCCUAGCCAUCCUUGUGCUGCCCCCAAGUAGCCACCUGGGAGUAGGGGCUCUCACGUGACCUCCAUGCCCACAAACCGGUGUGGUUCCCCGCUGCCCACAGUCACCUUCAUACCCAGGCUCCUGUCCCCACUACCUCGUCCUCUCUGCUGGAUAGGCACAUACCAGGACAGUGAGGCAGCCCAGUGCUCCUCAGAGGCCUCUGGGCACACCACCUGGGCAGGGACAGGCUCGAGAACCUGCUUCUGACCAGUCCCUGCAGUACUGAUGCUGCUGUGUGGAGCGUGCCUGGGGAGCAGCCUGGCCUUCCUGACCCUGGCACUGUGCACCCUCGCUGAGAGCCCUGCCCAGCUCUGGGGUGCCCACGCCUGCCUUUCAGUGGCCUUGGUCUCAGCCUGGGUUUCAGGUCCUGAGUCGGUGCGUGUCACACACCUACGCCGUGCGAGGCCAACGGGGUUCCCUGCGGGGUGCAGGCCCGUCUGUCCCACCCACAGCUCAUGUGGCACUAAGGUGGCAGAGACCUGAGGGGUGAGGCUGCGGGUCAGUGGCCACAGUUGUGUGUCCUGUUCAGCUCCUUCAUCCUGCCUGCCUCCUGCCCCAGGCCGUGUGCCUGCAGUUCCUCCUGUCCCCAGGGCAGGACCCUGUGUGCUACCUCAGGCCGGGCUCAGGGCCUGGGCUGGUGGUGUGAGCCUUCCUGUCACAUGGGUGGUACGCCUGUUGGGGUCUGCUAUGCUUUGAGCACCUGUCACGCCCUGCAGAUGGGGCUCCGAGGCACCCCGCGGGGUCCUGCACCCUGUGGUGAACUAGCUAGGCUUGCUGGGCGGAUGCCCUGUGGCUGCUCCGAGGAAGCCUUGGUGCCCAGGCCCCGUUCACACCCACGUCUGCUGCAGAUGCUGGACGAGAACCACCACCUGAUCCAGUGCAUCCUGGACUACCAGAGCAAGGGCAAGACGGCGGAGUGCACCCAGUACCAGCAGAUCCUGCACCGGAACCUGGUCUACCUGGCCACCAUAGCUGACUCCAACCAGAACAUGCAGUCGCUGCUGCCCGCCCCGCCGACCCAGAACAUGAACCUGGGCCCCGGAGCACUGAGCCAGAGCGGUUCCAGCCAGGGCCUGCACCCCCAAGGCAGCCUCAGCGACGCCAUCAGCACAGGCCUGCCCCCGGCCUCCCUCAUGCAGGGCCAGAUCGGCAAUGGUCCCAGUCACGUGUCCAUGCAGCAGACGGUGCAGAGCACCCUGCCCACCACUUCCAUGAGCAUGUCUGGCAGUGGCCACGGCUCGGGACCUGGUUACAGCCACUCGGGACCUGCCUCUCAGAGCGUCCCGAUGCAGGGCCAGGGCGCCAUCAGCAACUAUGUGUCUCGGACCAACAUCAACAUGCAGUCCAACCCAGUCUCCAUGAUGCACCAGCAGGCGGCCACAUCCCACUACAGCUCUGCGCAGGGCGGGAGCCAGCACUACCAGGGCCAGUCGUCCAUGGCCAUGAUGGGCCAGGGCGGCCAGGGCAGCAGCAUGAUGGGGCAGCGGCCCAUGGCGCCCUACCGGCCCUCCCAGCAAGGCUCUGCGCAGCAGUACCUGGGCCAGGAGGAGUACUACAGCGAGCCCUACGGCCACAGCCAGGCCGCCUCGGAGCCCAUGAGCCAGCAGUACUACCCCGAGGGCCACAGUGACUAUGCCUACCAGCAGUCGUCCUACUCGGAGCAGAGCUACGAGCGCUCCUUCGAGGAGUCCACACAGCACUACUAUGAGGGGGGGAACUCCCAGUACAGCCAGCAGCAGGCUGGGUACCAGCAGGGCACCGCCCAGCCGCAGACCUACUCCCAGCAGCAGUACCCCAACCAGCAGAGCUACCCCGGGCAGCAGCAGGCCUACGGGCCUGCCCAGAGUGCCCCCUCACAGUACUCCAGCUACCAGCAAGGACAAGGCCAGCAGUACGGGGGCUACCGAGCAUCGCAGACGGGACCCUCUGCCCAGCAGCAGCGGCCUUAUGGCUAUGAGCAGGGCCAGUACGGAAACUACCAGCAAUGAAGGACCCAUGUUCUUGUUGGAGCCUGGUGGGAGUGUGUCUGGGCGCUGGACAGCUGUGGUGGUUCUGAUGAACUGUGCCGUGUUGCUGGCCCCUUGCCCAGCGCCGUGCCUGCAUGUGAACGAGCCCACCUUAUGCUGGGUACGAAGCCACCUGCACCUCUGGCGCAAAACAGCACUGUGCCGAGACCUGGGGUGCCGUGUGUGGUGUUGUAUGUCAGUGCGAUGGAGCAGUUGUCCCAUUUCUGUCCCCCACCCUCUUUUCCGUGUUCCUAGCUAGUUUUGGGGGUCAUCUCAUCCUCAGUGUUCUGUGCCUGGCGAUGGGACAUAGCUGAAGGGUGCCACGGUCCUCGUGUUCACGUGAGCAAGCUGGGUCUGCUCCCUCCUGUUGGGUGUGCUGUGGCCGGAGCAACUCCUGCUCUGGCCACUGCCUGCUGCCCUCGGCCUCCGGAGCCCAGCAGUGCUGGGCCCUGUGUGUGGGCCCAUUUCUGUUUGGUGUGACAAGGAUGCACAGCUUCACCUGCAGGAGCCAGACCCUCCACUGCCUCGUCCUUCGCCGGCAGUUUUCCAGAAGGAUAUUGUCCUGUGUUAAAGGUGAAGAGGACAGCGACUGUAUUCCAAAUAAACAAGCCCGAGGGCAGCGUGUGGUCAGCCUGCCCAGGGAGAGUCGUGUCACCCAAGGGCAGAGGCAGUUCUCUGCCAGCAGGGCAGUCGGAAAGGGCCUAGCUUUGGCCUUUGUUCAUCUUAUGUCUUUUCUAGGAUUCGAAUAUUUAAUAUGCCCAGUCCUAAACUCGAGGAAUUUAAAGUAUUUAUACCAAAUCUCCCAGCACUUGGCAAGCUGUUCAUUUUGUGUCAUUUCUUCCAGGACCGACCUGUUCUGAUCUCCAAGCAGGCGUUUCUUUCCUUUUAGGGAUAUCUAAGAUCUGCAUCCUGUUUUUGAAAAGAACCCCAGUAACUUCCCUGUGUCCUUCUGAAUGAAAAGUAAAGGUUUUAUAUGAUGAAAAGUGAGUGACUUACAUCACUAGGACAUUCAAUCCCAUUUAUCUUCUGUGCAAAUAUCAAGACAGCACACUUGGAAAAUCAUGGCCAAAGGAAAAAGCCUGCGCUUCCACCUGUAGGAGCACGGACCCUUGAUCAGCCUUUACCUGGGUAAUAACGACCACUGUAUUUACCGUGAAUCCUUUUUUAAAAGAGAAGUCUUUGUAUAAAUGCUGAUGUAUUUCCAAAAAUGACUCAGAAAAUACAAAGAUUUUCCAGUGCUUAAGAUGUUAGGCCUACUAAAGACAAUGUUUUCUUUAA
Ictidomys tridecemlineatus (thirteen-lined ground squirrel) is the source of this 6936-nucleotide messenger RNA. The record is from RefSeq and is a predicted model, not a curated record. Lineage: Eukaryota; Metazoa; Chordata; Mammalia; Rodentia; Sciuridae.